Messenger RNA from Colletes gigas, 895 nucleotides. RefSeq lists its product as uncharacterized. NCBI's taxonomy places the organism in Eukaryota, Metazoa, Arthropoda, Insecta, Hymenoptera, Colletidae. The transcript is spliced from 3 exons. The record is from RefSeq and is a predicted model, not a curated record. Gene Ontology annotation, cellular component: nucleus. Bases 161 to 895 code for a protein of 244 amino acids.
UUAAAUCUUAACCACCCCUCAUACUUGACAGGGGCAUAUACUAAUUUUUAUGUGGUUGUCUAUAAUAAAGUGUGAGUUGACAUCUAGAUACUUAUAUUUGAUAGGUAAAUAAGUACAAAGUAUAAAAUGUCGCAACUAAUAUAAGUUCAAUAAUAUUGAGAUGAAUGUAACAGAAGUUGUUGAUCGUAUCGGUAAGAUAUACGGAUUUAAAAGAGAAUUAGAACCUGACAAAAUUAUUGGAACUGCACAUUCAAGUGGUGAAUUGAUGUUUUUAAUGAAAUGGAAAGGAACAGAUGAGAUAGAUCUGGUCGCAGCGAAAGAGGCAAAUUUACUCUGUCCACGAAUAGUUAUACAGUUCUACGAGGAUAGACUUUCAUGGCAUAUCACGAAGCAAAAUUCAAACCAUGACAAAGUAAAUACCUAUGCAAAAUUGAAAAAAAGUUCUAAUUUGUCUAAGAUAAUGCGUAGGAGGAAGCGAAGUAACAUUGGACAAGUAAAUUCUGUAUCUAAAAGAAUAAGAGCAACAGAAACUCCUGAAGAUCGUGAAGCCAGGCUUAAGCAACAUCGAGUUAGAAUGGCUUUGUCAAGGGCUACAGAGACAACUCAACAACGCCAAGCUCGACUAGACCAGCAGCGAAUAAGGACUGCUUUGUUGAGAGCUGCGGAAACAACUCUACAACGUCAGGCUCGACUUGAGCAAAAUAGAUUAACAACUGCUUUGUCAAGAGCAACAGAAACAAGACUGCAACGUCAAGCACGUCUCGAAGCAGACCGUAUAAGACAUGUUCAAAGAAGAAUCAUGUCUCUGGAACGGCAGAAUGUGUUUAUGGAAGACCAAACAGUUAAAAUUAAGGAAGAAAAGGUGUUGAACAUGACCGAGUUGGAAACUUUUUAA